AAUAAUUACGAUAAUCUUGUAAAAAGAACUAAAUUUUUUAGGUGAAUGCGGAGCUAUAUUUACAUGUCGCAAAAUGAGAAAGAAUAAUAGAAAAGAAGUGACAUCUCUAGCUCCCAAGUCCAUGGACAUAUAUAUAUAUAUUUAUAUAUGUGUUGUUUAUAUUUUUGUGUGCUAAUUUUAUGAUAGAGAAUAAAGAUGGACAAUUCCAGAAGAAUUAGUAGCGAGCUACUACUACACGAACCCAUCUUAGGUGUGAAAUCAGGACCAGUGCCAAUCAGUUCUGAACUAGAAGACACCCUAUCAAACCCUGAUCUCUCCUUCUUCCAAAGACUCCGAUCAGCAACAUGUAUCGAACUCCGCACCCUCUUCCGCCUGGCAGCUCCCACUGUCUUCGUCUACUUACUCAACAACGUCACCUCCAUGUCCACCCAGAUCUUCUGCGGCCACCUCGGCAACCUCCAACUCGCCGCCGCCUCCCUCGGCAAUACUGGUAUCCAAAUCUUUGCCUACGGUCUCAUGCUUGGAAUGGGAAGUGCGGUAGAGACGCUAUGCGGACAAGCAUACGGGGCCCAUAAAUACGAAAUGCUUGGCAUAUAUCUACAACGGUCGACAAUCCUACUCAUGGCAACUGGGGUCCCACUCACAUUGAUAUAUGUGUUCUCUAAGCCCAUCCUGGUGGCGUUGGGAGAAUCGGAAGAGAUAGCGUCGGCGGCGGCGAUGUUUGUGUACGGGUUGAUACCACAGAUAUUCGCGUACGCAGCAAAUUUUCCCAUACAAAAGUUCCUUCAAGCUCAGAGCAUCGUGUUCCCGAGCGCCUACAUCAGCGCGGGGACGCUGGUGGUGCACUUGGUGCUGAGUUGGGUGUUGAUUUUCAAGCUUGGGUGGGGUCUGCUGGGGGCGUCGCUUAUGCUGAGCCUGUCGUGGUGGAUGGUAGUGGUGGCCCAGUUCGUCUACAUCUUGAUGAGUGACAAGUGUAAGCUGACGUGGCGUGGGUUCAGCUGGCAGGCCUUUAGUGGGCUUUGGGAGUUUCUUAAGUUAUCCUCUGCGUCCGCGGUGAUGCUCUGCCUUGAGACUUGGUAUUAUCAGAUUCUGGUUUUAAUUGCUGGUUUGCUUAAAAACGCUGAGAUUGCCUUGGACUCUCUCUCUGUUUGCAUGACAAUAUCUGGGUGGGUGUUUAUGAUUGCAGUGGGUUUCAAUGCAGCCGCUAGUGUACGAGUGGGGAAUGAGAUAGGAGCAGGUCAUCCAAAAUCAGCAUCAUUCGCAGUAGUGAUAGUAACAUCAAGUUCCUUCCUCAUUUCCUUGGUGUUCGCCAUCCUUGUGCUUGUGUUACGCCACGUCAUCAGCUAUGCAUUCACAGAUGGUGUCACUGUUGCUAAUGCUGUCUCUGACCUUGCUCCUUUUUUGGCUGUCUCUAUUAUCCUCAAUGGCAUUCAACCUGUCUUAUCCGGUGUGGCUGUUGGGUGUGGAUGGCAAGCUUUUGUGGCAUAUGUUAACGUGGCUUGUUACUACGUUGUUGGUAUUCCUUUGGGUGUACUUCUUGGCUUCACAUUCGAUCUCGGAGCUAAGGGAAUUUGGUCAGGGAUGAUAUGUGGCACUCUUAUGCAGACUCUUAUAUUAUUGUGGGUAACAUUUCGGACUGACUGGAAUAAAGAGGUUGAAAAGGCGAAGGCUCGUUUGGAUAAGUGGGAUGACUAGGUCUAGGAGAGCAAUAUUGGAUCGAUGUAACCAAUUUUCUGUAUAAUUGUAACAAAAUUAAUCUAUCCUAGACGACGUCUAUGUAGGUUUUUUUGUUUUUAUGUAUCGUAGUAAUAUAUUGGACGUUUCCUAGUAGACUAGAUUAUUAUGCUGGAUAUAUUUAUAGGAAAUUCCACCGUA
Humulus lupulus (European hop) is the source of this 1875-nucleotide messenger RNA. RefSeq names its product protein DETOXIFICATION 40-like. Lineage: Eukaryota; Viridiplantae; Streptophyta; Magnoliopsida; Rosales; Cannabaceae. Gene Ontology annotation, molecular function: xenobiotic transmembrane transporter activity; antiporter activity. Gene Ontology annotation, cellular component: membrane. The transcript has 7 exons. Bases 196 to 1695 code for a protein of 499 amino acids. The record is from RefSeq and is a predicted model, not a curated record. Gene Ontology annotation, biological process: xenobiotic detoxification by transmembrane export across the plasma membrane.